AUGCGGACUCGGAGGUCGAAUCGCACCAAAAGCUAUGCAGAGGAAGAGUAUCACUUUGGAGAUAGUUCCACGGAAGAUGAUGUGAUUGCCCAAGCUCCCAGCAAUGAUGAAGAGGAGGGUGCCAACUUUGAAAAUGAGGCGGCCACAGAGGAUCCAGAGGAAGAGGAUGACGAGCAGAACAACACAGCAGAUGAGGACAACGCCUCAGAGGAGGAUGGCAUCAGCAUAAGCGAAUCAGAGAGUAUACAAACUACCACGAAGCCCGCACGACGUCGCGCAGCAAAGUCUGAGGCGGGAACAGCGCCGCAACCACCAGCCCCCAAGGGGGGCGGGAAAACUACCAAGCUCACUAGGGGCUACCUAGAGAUCCCGCUGGCCACGCAAGAGGGCGGCCACCAACCCAAGACGUACAUUGGCCCUAACGACCGCGCCGUGCGUCGUCAUCACCUCGUCUCCGCGUGGUACGGGCCAGACGAGGAACGCAUGGAGACGGUGCAGGCCUUGCUCAACCGGUGGUUCCAGUGGCCGGUGCUACCCCCCAGAACGCCCCAGGGCGAUUCACCCGUGCCGUCGAGGGGGGCCUGGCUGGAUGACUAUGAGGGAAGGGAGGCUGCGCUGGCUGCUGCGUGGCGGGCCAAGGUUGAGGCGGCGAUGGACGGUUGCCGACCACUGCGAGGCCUAUCGCCAGCAGAGGCGGCGCCGUACAGAAGUCCGACACACCGUAUGCCUGUUCUUGUCGGGCCUUCGGUCACAGAGGAGGUGUUUUUUGUGUCCGGUGGUGGUUACGCCCUCUCGCAAGCAGGGAUACCUUUCGAAUACGACGAGAGCGACGAUAAGGAGCCGAGUGGGUGGAUUUUGGACACGGGGGGCAUUGUUACGAGCAUGGAUUGGGCACCGCGUGCGCGCGAGCAAACGAGGCAGCGCCUCGCCGCUGCUGUGAUGCCACAUGCGGAUCAAGAGGUGCACGAGUUUGCGGACGAGGCGGCCAAGACGCAGUUUCAGUCUCGCGGUACGGUGCAGCUGUGGGAGGUGCAAGGAGAUGUGCCGGCCGCUCGAGGUUCGGCGAUGACGACAACCCUGCCUCCGUGCCUCACCAGAACGCUGUGCUUCCCUCAUGGUCGGGCGAGGCGUGUGCGAUGGAAUCCAAUCGGUGGCUAUCUCGCCGUUUUGUGCGCCAACGGUGCGGUGUACGUAUUUGAGGUCGACGAUGAGGGCUUGGAAGAAUACGUAGAGGAGCUUCUUACCCCUGUCGCCGUCUUGUGUCUACGGAAUGAGGCGGGCAUCGACGCCACCGCCAUGAGCUGGGCGAGUAUGAACCGUCUUGUGGUGGGCUACUCAGACGGUUCUGUAGCACUGUGGUCCAUCUUCCCUUGUUAUUUGCUAUCUCGCCACGCUGUUCAUCAUAGUCAUGUCGUGGAAAUCGCCACAGGCUACCCGAGUAUGCCGUACAUUGUUGCUGCGACGCCGCUAGGCGGCACAAUGCGUAUUCUAGACCUGGAGGCGCCGAGUUACGAGUUUACAGAGAUGCAGUCCAUCACCGUAACCACCCAGCCCGGCCUCUUGGCGUGGAGCGACCAGAUGCUGGGCUUCUUCUCCGUCUACCCUUCGGCACGCGUAAACAAUACAGUCAUUGGGUUCAUGCACCACGCCAACUUUCCGCUUUUCCGUACGACGUUUACGGGCGACAGUUUUCCCUCCUGCAUUGCCACUGGGAAAACACAUCCGUUCCUGUUGAUUGGGCUGAUGGACGGCUCGGUCUGGUGCAUCAACCCCCAAGUCGAGCACUUCAACAGCCGCAGCGACGCGACGUAUCGUCUUCGUCUGUUCCAGCACGAGCACCGGCCCCAUCAUCUGUUCCCACUAGACUCGCCUGCUGGCAGGAGAGGUGCGUCACGCGUGGUGCAAGGUUUCGAGGUAGAAAAGAACCGAAACCCAAGAAACGACACGCAGCCAGCUACGAAAAAGGGCAAGGCAGCAGUCAAGAAGAAGCAGAGCAGAGUAGUGGAAAAUGCCGACGAGGACGGGGACGAUGUGCUCAAGUCGAGCGAUGCGUCCCGCGCGGCCGUGCACGAACCUCUGACUAGAAUCACAACGAUGGAGUGGAAUCCCAACGACGGCUACGGCUGCUGGGCAGCCAUGGCGAUGGGCUCAGGCCUUGUGCGAAUCAUGGACCUGGGAAUUGAGAACAAGGAUAAUGACGAGUAA
Cordyceps militaris CM01 is the source of this 2205-nucleotide messenger RNA. RefSeq names its product transcription factor TFIIIC complex subunit Tfc6, putative. NCBI's taxonomy places the organism in Eukaryota, Fungi, Ascomycota, Sordariomycetes, Hypocreales, Cordycipitaceae. Gene Ontology annotation, biological process: transcription by RNA polymerase III. The transcript is spliced from 2 exons. Gene Ontology annotation, molecular function: protein binding. Gene Ontology annotation, cellular component: transcription factor TFIIIC complex. Bases 1 to 2205 code for a protein of 734 amino acids. The record is from RefSeq and is a predicted model, not a curated record.